This is a messenger RNA of Cooperia oncophora, 648 nucleotides long. The record is from the annotation of a GenBank genome assembly. NCBI's taxonomy places the organism in Eukaryota, Metazoa, Nematoda, Chromadorea, Rhabditida, Trichostrongylidae.
AUGCAACACGUCAAACAUCCAACGGAUUCCGAUGCUUUCCUGGGUAUGGGUGGAUUGAUAGAUCAAAUAGUGCAUGAUGGUCAGAUGGACGAAAGCCGCCUCGAUCAAAUACUUUUCUCAUCGAAUGCAGGUAAGACUGGUUACAUAUUCGAGGACACGCUACCUGCGCUGAUGCACCUUUGCCUCCUGAUGAUGAUUUCGAUCGAUCCAAGUCAUUCAGUGGGUUCUACGUUACCGGAUCAAACCACUAUGCGCCAGUCUCCUAUAACCGAGAGGAACAGCAACAAAUCUAUGGGAAAUUGUCGUUUUGGUGCAGGCAACCACAAUCCUUUUCAAAGUUACCCAUCUCAUCGUUUGCCUGGACUUCCUCCAAAUCAGGCUCGACAUAAUGGUGGUAUGGGAUAUCCGCCAAAUUCUCAACGGCCUUUGGUCGUUGGAGAUUCUUCAUCACAAGUACAUACUUACACACAGCUUCAGCCAAGAGCCUCAACCGCUGCAUAUCCUCCAGCAAAUUUAAAUAGCACUUAUCCGGCGAAGAAAAUACAGCAGGAAACAGAAAAAAUGUCUUCUCCAAUGGCAUGUUCGUCUUCGAAGGACCAUGAUCAGUCAGCGGCUACUGUCAGUGAAUCUGGCCCUGCAACGCCGUAG